This is a messenger RNA of Ostrea edulis (European flat oyster), 5081 nucleotides long. RefSeq lists its product as uncharacterized. The coding region runs from base 1531 to 2676 and encodes 381 amino acids. The transcript has 2 exons. Lineage: Eukaryota; Metazoa; Mollusca; Bivalvia; Ostreida; Ostreidae. The record is from RefSeq and is a predicted model, not a curated record. Gene Ontology annotation, biological process: DNA integration. Gene Ontology annotation, molecular function: DNA binding.
ACUUGUAGCUGCUGCGAUUAAGACGUGUCUGCAGGCAAUCUCUAAGGCGUAUCCUUGUCGACACCAACAACGGUCUCACUUUUCAUCAUGCUCCGAGUUAAAUGGAGGGCCAGGAACGCUCCAUAUAUUGGUCCAGCGGCUGGGACAAGAGGAGCCGCAUCCAGGACGACGACGGCUCACGCCUCUGCCAGACCUACAACGGUGACAACUCACAUGGCCACUGACCUCCCUACUCAGCCUAGCCUGCCAGUCAUCCCUCUAAACACUCCGCCAGUUGUGGACCCUCAUCAACAGGUUAUGGCUAACUUCCCAAUUAAUGAAAACAGGGGAGAACAAAUUUCAGGUGAAAAUGUUACCAAUACCAUGCACGCUUAUCAUGAGCCUGCCAUAGCACCACUAGUUAGUGUUGGCGACGAGUUGGCCGUUCACAUUGAACAAACAAUUAAGGAAAAAAUUUGGAACCGAGAUUACAUUGAAUUAUCUAAGUUAACACAGUCUGAAUUUGAAAUUUCCAAUGUCAUCCAACCAAAAAAUCCACCUAAACGAAUUACAUCAAUACAUACUUGGACAGAUGCAUUUUUAAUCUUCGCAAGUAUAUACUUAACGAGGCACCCUGUUGAUCUCCAGGGCAUCCUCAAGUAUAUGCACAUAGUUAGACUGGCAGCAAACAGAUCAGUUAGUGGGUGGAUCGAAUAUGAUAGGCAAUUCAGGCUACGCCUGUCAAAGAAUCCUAACAUUUCCUGGGGUUCCGUUGAUGCUGAGCUAUGGCUCUUGUUUAUUUCUAACCAAAGCCAAUCACCCCCCCCCCCCCCCCACUCAACCGACCCAUAAAUGUUUCGACUUUAACUUUAAGGGUUCAUGCCUUCGCCAGCCCUGUAAUUACCUCCACUUGUGCAUGUAUUGUAAUAAGUCGCAUCCUAGACUACAUUGUUGGGUCAAUCAAAGUAAUCCAUCUCCUCAGGCUAACAUCCCAAACCCAACAUCCAACCCUCAACCCAGGCAACCGUUAAGUCAGCACAAUUUCCGUCCCUUCAACCCCCGAGCACAAUCCAAUUCCCAUCAACGUCAAAGAAAUAUGGGACCUAGGUUCAACACCCAUUAAUCAUUCCAUUUUGAAAAAUUACCUUCGUGAUCAUCCUGAUACUCAGUUAGUCCAGCACGUUGUGAAUGGUUUUAGGCACGGUUUCAGUUUAAAUUACACAGGAUUAAGACUCUUGGUUUCGGCAAAAAAUUUGAAAUCUGCAACUCAGCAUCAGGUUGAAUUACUCCAGAUAAUUCAUAAAGUAAUUAGUUUAGGUCAUAUGGCUGGUCCUUUUCACCAUCGCCCUUUGUCAAAUUUAAGGUGCAACUCAGUUGGGGUUUUGCCUAAAAAAGAUGGGAGUUGGCGACUAAUCACCAACUUGUCUGCUCCAAUUGGAAAUAGUGUAAAUGAGUUUAUCGACCCGAAAUUGUGUUCAGUUGCUUACGCAUCAUUUGAUCACGCUAUCCAAAUGAUUCAAAGGUUAGGACAGGGGGGCAUUAUUGUGCAAAAUGGAUUUAUCUAGUGCUUUUAGGUUGUUACCAGUACGUCCUGCUGAUUUUUCUUUGUUGGGUAUUUGUGUAGGUGAUCAAUUCUUCAUUGAUAAAUGCAUGCCAUUCGGUUGCUCUAUUGCUUGUGCAACUUUUGAGAAGUUUUCCUCAUUACUACAUUGGAUAGUAGCUACCCAAUCACACAACAGUAAUAUUAUUCAUUACCUCGACGAUUUCUUGUUUGUUGGUAAGCCAUUGUCUGAUCAUUGUUAUAACCUCUCUCUAGUUUUCAGACAAACUUGUCGAGCAAUCGGGGUUCCAAUCAAUGACAAAAAAACUGAGGGUCCAACUACUAAACUUACAUUUCUAGGUUUGGGCAUUGACACAAUUAGCCAAACAAUCUUCAUCCCUGAACAGAAGUACAUUGAGCUCAAACAAGCCUUGGUCUAUUUAUCGUCGUCCAAGAAGGUCACACUUACACAAAUGCAGUCUUUGUGUGGUUCUUUAAAAUUUUUUGCAAAGGCAGUCCCAGGUAGUCGGGCAUUCAACCGUCGAUUUUAUAAUUCUACCAUUGGUAUCCGUAAACCACACUUUCGACUUCGUGUCACAAUAGGCAUGAAACAAGAUGCAAGGGUUUGGUUAGACUUCCUUGAAAACUUCAAUGGCCGUGCUCCAUUUCCAGAUCUCCUAUGGUCAUCAAAUACUGCGUUAAACCUAUUUACGGAUAGCUGUGCAUCUUGUGGAGGCGGUGCAUUUUACAACAACAGUUGGCUUGUUAUUAAGUGGUCUAGUACCUGGGAUUCUCAGGUUCUCCGAGACAUAACAUUCCUCGAGUUAGUUCCUAUUCUGUGUGCAUUCUGGGUAUGGGCGGGUAGCUUUGAGUCUAAGAAAGUGUUACUACAUACAGACAAUUUGGCUUUGGUCCACAUCUUAAAUUCACAAUCAAGCAAAUCGGAAAGGGUCAUGCAGUUAGUACGCCCUUUAGUGCUGCUCUGCUUAAGACACAAUAUACAAAUAAAAGCGGUUCAUAUUCCUGGAUGUCGGAAUUUGAUUGCUGAUGCUAUUUCUCGCUUUCAGUGGGACCGCUUCAAAUCCCUUGCCCCACAGGCAGAGAAAUAUCCGUCACGGAUACCUCCAGCAAUAUGGCAAGUCUUGAGUAUCGAAUAGAAGCACUUUUAGCAGCAGCAGUUUCCAAAAACACCGCGGCUACUUAUAGCAGGGCUCUAGACUCAUUUACAGAAUUUCGGUCUAAGUACAACCUUCCAUCCUUUUGGCCACCUUCUGUGGACCAAAUUGUUUAUUACUUAGCUUAUCUAUCAACAAAGAACAUAUCAUUUUCUACAGCAAAAUGCUACUUAAGCGGGCUAAGUUACCAUUUGCAAAUUCAAGGUAAAGAAGACACAACUAAAGUUUUCAUUGUUAAGAAGAUGUUAGAAGGCAUGCAUCGUUUAAACCCAUUAAAGCACAUAAGGGCACCUAUUUCGUUGCCCCUAUUAAAUCGGGUUACAUUGGCACUUCCUUCAGUCUGUAAAAAUUAUUACGAGGCAACUUUGUUUACUGUUGCUUUUCAUUUGGCCUUUUUUGCAUUACUUAGAUUUAGCGAGCUAACAAUCUCUACAAACACUUCAUACGCAAUUUCCAUUCAUGAUCUUGGGUUCUAUAAGAACCAAAUUAAACUGCGUAUUAGGGGUUCGAAGACUGAUCAGUAUGCAGUGGGUUUCAUUGUUCAGAUAGAUCUCAAUCAUGAAACCUCUACACUAUUUUAAUAGUUACAACAUUAUCUGCACUCUAGACCAACAUCACCUGGCCCUUUAUUACUCCACCUAAACGGUAAGCCACUCACUUCUUAUCAGUUUACUUCAAUCUUGCACAAAGCAUUACGGUUCAUUGAAGUCGACACAUCUACAUUUAAAUCCCAUUCAUUUAGAAUAGGGGUGCAACCCAUAUGCAUCUCUCAAGGGUCCCAGAAGAACAUAUCAAAAUUAAGGGUAGAUGGAAGUCUAACGCAGUUAAAUCGUAUAUUCGUGUAUGAAUUGUCAUUAUAGGCUUGGUGCUUGCAACAUUAUACUGGUCACUAACAGUAUGUUAAGUUUGCAGGUAUCCACACAGUCGUAUGGAUAGUCGGAUCAUCUUUGAUAUAUCAUGUAUGUAACUACACUAAACCUUAUUUUGGUAAUCAGCACCUCAACCUACUAUCCAAGAACAUUGCCAUUAGAUGGUUUGGUCAGAGGGGCAUGACCUGGGAGCAUAUGGAAUCUAAGAUCCAAAGGCUAGUUGUUCAAUUUGGUCCUCCCGAUGUUUUGAUGUUGCAUUGCGGUGGUAAUAGCAUCGGGACCAUGUCACUUAGACAAUUGCAGAUUUAUGAAGCAAACUAUCUAUACACUUUAUCAAUUAUUGCCAAAUUGCAGAUUCAUUUGGUCUGAAAUCUUGCCUCGUACUUAUUAUCGUCAUAUGUUCUCAUUAAAUUCAGUAGAAAUGUCCCGCAAGAGAAUAAAUAGUGCAAUGAGUGCAUUUAUCAUUCAACGGGGUGGGGGUUAUAUUUCGUACCCUGAUCUCAAAUCAUGUUCCCCGGUCUUGUUUCGAGACGGGGUACACUUAACUGACAUUGGUCAAACUAUAUUCAGGGGGGCCUUUUCACUAUUAUUAGGGAGGGGGUUCAGCACUUUCCGCCUCGAGCAGUUAAUUGAGGUCAGUUGAUCCAUACUGGGCAGUUCGUCAUGACAGGGGCCAAAAUUUGCAGCAUGUGGCUGAUGUCUAUGCGCACCUUGCUUUACUACAGGUACUCGUCGACAUGUGGCCGAACUUUGAACUUUGAAGCCUGCCCUAGAUUUCUGUUGUUUUCCAGGGUCUGGGGCCAAUAAUUGGGCUUCUGUCAUUUUCUCAUUUUCAUUGAUAUUGCUAUGCCAUACACUGUUGACAAAGUCGGUGUAGCUCAUUGUCGUUGUACAUUAUUGGUGUUUAUAUUUGUCAUUGAUUCACCUUGUAUACUCAUUUGCCAUAACUCGUGGCACCGUUGUUAUUGUCAAGAAUUUGCUCAAAAAUAUAAAGCCUUGACAAAAACUGCUAAAUCAUUCUUGGAGUUGAUGUGUCGUCAUAAUCAGAGUUUUAUCUAUAUAAAUAAUUAAUAUCAAUGAAAAGAGACCCUUGGAUCACAAGAUCCACCUGAGCCAUCUUACCCUCACAGAUAGAUAUGUCUUUCAUAAGUUUAAGAGUCCUAAUUGUAGUUUCACAUUGAACCAAAACUCACUAUUGGAUAACUGAGAAUGCAUGCAUAUUGGAUUAACUGUUCUUUUCCCAGGCAAAGGUCUAUGCUCACUGUAUGUGUAUUUAAGGGGGUAAAUUAGUUCCAUUAUGACUCUUAUCUAAAUCUUUGCAUAUACAUUAAAAUACCAUGAUGUAUAAUGUUUCAAUUAAAUUUUUAUGUACAAGAAAAAUUGAAACACAUUGAUAAAAGUUAUAAAAUUGGUAUUCUAUCAUGUGCACAUUUUUCAUUGUGAAAUGUUUACUGGUAUAUCAAAGAAAGAAUAAUUAACAGUGAAAUUUCCUUUAGAUUUAAUAAUAUUAUUGUCUUU